Molecule: messenger RNA, 761 nt
Organism: Ceratosolen solmsi marchali
Lineage: Eukaryota; Metazoa; Arthropoda; Insecta; Hymenoptera; Agaonidae
Exons: 3
Coding region: 1-438 (145 amino acids)
Biological process (GO): negative regulation of protein kinase activity
Molecular function (GO): cAMP-dependent protein kinase inhibitor activity
Source: RefSeq, a predicted model, not a curated record
AUGAGGACACAGGUGAAGCAGCAGAAAGUUCCGACCAACGCCGUUGGCGUACCUGUCUCUGGAAGAUUGAGGAAGUGCAGACGAGGAAAACGUCUGUUUCGUGUCCAAGCUCUAAAAAUGCUGUCUCAAAAGCAUUCGGAGCCCGCUUCCGGAUCGGAGUCAAGCGAUUGUAAAAGCAGCAGCGAUGGUGCAGCUGCGGGUGGCAGCGGCGCCGGCGGCGUCGCAGUCACCCUCACCUGCUACGACAAUACUCAAGAGUUUUUAUCAACUGGUCGAACGGGGCGACGGAAUGCCAUACCCGAUAUACAUGGUCGACACGCUGAUACCGACACUGCUGAUCUACCCCAGAGGCUCGAAGCCCUUACCACAGACUCGACAGAGGCGAACGGUACGAGAAGCCAACCGGAAGCCGAGCCUACGCAACAGAAUGUCGGUUGACAAAAGCGAUGCUCCACCUGGGGAAUCCAUUGAGUAAGCGUGGUCAGAUCCCGGCCCAGGAUGUUUCCUGUCUGGAAAAUGGCGAGAGCGCAAAGGACGUGCAACCGCGAGUUUAAGUGUAAAUAACGCAAUCAUGAAGAAACUCCAUCAUAAUAAUCCUUUAUUCCUUUCUCCUCUUUUCAUCUUCCUACACAUCUCCUUUACUCCUCUCUUCUUUUUAAGACCAUUUACCAUAUUACAUUCCCUUUGCUCAUGCGUAGCGGAUAGUUGCACGGAAGCGCAAUACUACAAAGUAUUAUUCACGAGAUCUAUAUACAUGAAGC